Molecule: messenger RNA, 5165 nt
Organism: Phoenix dactylifera (date palm)
Lineage: Eukaryota; Viridiplantae; Streptophyta; Magnoliopsida; Arecales; Arecaceae
Source: RefSeq, a predicted model, not a curated record
UUUCUCUAUUUCUGAUCUGGUCUGGGGUAAAGUAAAGAGCCAUCCUUGGUGGCCUGGCCAAAUUUUUGAUCCUUCAGAUGCAUCGGAUUUGGCAAUGAAAUAUCAGAAGAAGGAUAACCUCCUUGUCGCAUAUUUUGGAGAUAAAACUUUUGCAUGGUGUGAAGAACCUCAGCUGAAGCCUUUCGAGACAUAUUUCUCACAGAUGGAAAAGCAGAGCAGUUCAGAUGCAUUUGUAACUGCUGUUAAUGAUGCACUAGAUGAAGUCUCUAGGCGGACAGAAUUGGGAAUGACCUGUUUUUGUUUGCCUGAAGUAACUUAUGCUAACAUUAAGUACCAAACAGUUGAGAAUGCUGGUAUACGAGAAGGGAUUAGUAGAUCUGUUUUUGACAGGUCUCUGGUUGUGGAUUAUUUUGAGCCUGGCAGACUUCUUAAAUAUAUUCAAGCCUUAGCCCAGUUACCAACUGGAGGGGCUAACAGACUUGAGCUCGUGACAGCUCAGGCUCAGCUGAAGGCCUUUUAUCGAUCAAAGGGGUAUCCUGAACUUCCUGUUUUCCUAAGUGGUGGAGGAUUGAUGGAGAAUGAUUCUGAGGUCUCACCCUCUGGUAGUAAAUUAUUUGGGAAAGAUACCAUGGAACACUCAACGCCUACUCCCAUGGAACUAAAUCUUGGGAAGCGCAAGAGAGGCAGAGGGAGGCCCUCCAAUAAAGAAAAACAGAUGUUGGAGGAUGCUAAAAAACAAAAGAACUUAUCUGAGCUAAUGGAAGAAAACAUUGUCUCUCCUCUGGCAAAUGAUGGCAAAAUUGGAUCUGCAGUAAAAAUUGAUGACGAUUCGAUGUCACUUUCUUCUGAAAAGAAACGCAAGGUCAUUGAUUUUGAUUCUGAUUACUCAGAGAGAACUAAGAAAAAAAGGCUUGAUUCUUUAGGAGAUUUGGUUACCAAGUCACCAUCUCCAACUCCUAGUAGUUCAUUCAAGGUUGGAGAAUGCAUCCGUCGAGUUGCAAGCCAGUUGACUGGUUCUCCACCUAUCCUUAGGUGCCAUGGUGAAACAUUCCAGAAGAGCAUUUCCAAGGCUGAGCAUAGAAGAUUUGAUGUUGUCGAUACUGAGGCUUCUACUCACGCCGGUGUAGAGAACCCAAGAAUAAAGAUAGGCAUAUCAGGGGAUACCUCCCUGGAUGAAAUGCUGUCUCAGCUGUGCUUAGCCGCAAGGGAUCCUAUGAAGGGAUACAGUUUUCUGUCAACUAUAGUUAGUUUCUUUACUGAUUUCAGAAAUUUUUGUGCCUCAAGUUCUUCUAAGGAAAAGAAGAAUGUUCAGAAAAUUGGAGGUAAAAGGGGAAGGAAAAGAACUGUCAAUUCUCAGUCACCCUCUUCUGAUAUGUCGACCCCUGAUCAUAUGCAGGAUUCUUAUUGGUCUGACAUGAUAUACCAUAACAGCUCAACAAAUGAUCUUAAAAGGAAAGGAGAUGCUCAUAUGCGGAGCCUAAGGAAAAGGAGGAAAUCUGGAGGGGAAACAUCGCUCUCUUUGUCAUUAGGCCGUAUAUCUGGUACCGCACGACAUCUGCAGGUUGGAACCAUCAGUCCUAAAAUAAAACAAGCAUUGACAACAGAAAGAUCAGUAAUCAGUUUGGAAGAAAAAAUUGUUGAUGAGUGCACGCCAACUGCACUGGUUUUGAGCUUUAAUGGAUCAAGUUCUCUUCCUUCUCAAACGGAUCUCAUUAGGAUUUUCAGUCGUUAUGGACCUCUGAAGGAAGCGGAGACAGAAGUUCAAAGCAAGACCAAUCGUGUCAAAGUAGUCUUCAAGAAACGUGCUGAUGCUGAAAUAGCUUUCAGUAGUGCAGGAAAGUAUAGUAUUUUUGGGCCAGCACUUCUUAGUUAUUGUCUUAGAUACUUGCCAUCAACACCUAAUGCUUCUCCAGACACCCCACCACAAAGCAAAAAUGAUGCAGGAUCCAUUGAAGGUGGCAAGUUAGAGGUUCCAGAUGAUGCUUCUCCAAAUACUCUGUCACAAGGCAAAAAUGAUGCAAUACCCAUUGAAGGCAGCAACUCAGAGGUUCCAGAUGAUGCUUCCCCAAAUACCACACCAGAAGGCAAAAAUGAUGCAGUACCUGUUGAAGGUGGCAACACAGAAGUUCCAGGUGAUGCUUCUCUGAGUACCACACAAGUCAAAAACGAUGCAGCACUCAUCAAAGAUGGCAACUUAGAGGUUCCUGAUGCUUCUCCAAAUACCAUACCACAAGACAAAAAUGAUGCAGCACCCACCGAAGGUGGCAAUUUAGAGGUUCCAGGCUGUAUGGCUCCAAAUAUUACACCCCAAAAUGAAAAUGAUGCAGUACACAUUGAAGGUGGCAACUUAGAGAUUCCAGGUAGUACUUUUCCAAAAGCUAAACAAUUAGAUAACGAUGAUGCAGUACCCGCUGAAUGGGGCAACAUAGAGGUUCCAGAUGAUACUUAUGCAAAUGUCAUGCAAGACGAAAAGGAUGCAGCACCAAUCAAAGAUGGCAUCUCGGAGAUUCCAGGAAAUACUUCUGCAAAUAUUACCCCACAAGAUAAUAAUGAUUUAGCAGUAAUCAAAGAUGACAGCUUAGAGGUUCCAGGUUAUACUUCUCCAAGUACUACCGCACAAGACAAAAAUGAUGCAGCUUUACUUGAAGAUAGCAGCGUAGAGAUUCCAGGCAACACUUAUCCAAAUACUACCACACAAGACCAAAAUGAUGCAGCACUUGUUGAAGGUAAAGCAGAAAUUGGUGUUGCAUCAGAUGUUGUGCAAGUGGAACUUGUGGACAGAGGGUCGGUUGAAGGGGUUGUUCAGGUGGAUAGUCAGGCUAGUUAAGUAUUAUUAUCUUCGUUUUUCCUGUGAGGUCUGCCCAGAAAUUCUCCAACUCAGCUUUCACCAAUAACCGAACUGGCUGCACGAGGAACUACUGACUUCCAAUUAAAGGUUUAGUCUCUCCUCUAAGAUUCAAUAGCAUAUUCCAUUUAAAAAUUUAUCUAGAGAUGGAGAGGAAAUGGUUGUGCAAGUGUUUUGAAUGACUUAAACCAUAUUAUUUAGGGAUAUAAUUAACCAUUGAGAUGCUUUCUGGCAAUUUCUGCAGUGUCUCUUGCUUCUAGAAGAUCUUGUUAUAGGGUAUCAUGGGCAAACGUUUCAGCAGAAUGGAAAAAAUAAAAAAGAUUUGACUUCCUCCAAUACCUAGUCUUUGUCCUUCCUCCCCCACCCCACAAAAAAAAAACCCAGAGACAGUUGCAGGAAAAUCAAAAAAAUGAAUUCCAAUGUUCAUGACAUAACAACCUCCUGCCCUGCAAUUACUCUAGUGAAUAAGAUUUUCUGGAGAACAUAUUGAUAUCCCCUCCUCAACAAAAGAAAAGGAAAAGAAAAGAAAAGAAAGAAACACGCACACAUGCAAAAGAAACAUCAAAAAAAAGGGCUGUUAUGUCCAUAAUAUAACUCCCUUCUGCCCUGCUAUCACUCUAUUGCAUAAGAUUUGCUGGUAUGCGUAUGUCCUCUCUCCCAGGGCAUGCUCAUAACUCCCUCCUAAAAUUUGCAUUCUUAGGGUGUCCUUCCAAAUUCUUGACAUUGUGCUACUACUAAUUGUAUCAUUUCAUGGUAUCCACCUUUGAUCAUCUUAUUCUUGCAGAAAUGUCCAGAGUCUCAACUCACUUGCCUAUGAGUGCCUUAUUCAUGUUUCUGAGAUUCUGUGACUCUUAGGCGUGGUUUGGAUAGGAUGGGUCGGUAAAAUGUUCUCCAAUACUGAUGUCUGCUGAAUUUUAUGAAACUUCCUGUUUGGGAAAAAUAUUUUAACAGUUUUAGCCAAUCCAGAUAUUUCGCAAAUCCAGAAAGAUAGGUUUUUUAAGAGACAUGGUGUUCCACGUUUUUCGCAAAAUGGGAUCUCCCACUUUCUUAAAAAUCAUGUUUUUACAAAUUCUAGUUUUCUGAAAACAAUUUUUAUAAAACUUUCAACCAAACAGCACCUUAGGAUCACGGACAGAGUAUUCUCACUGAGCUGGAUAUAUAUCCCCUUACAUAAUUCCGUAUGCCUUCUCACCUUACAAUUAAUUCUAAAUGUUUUACUGUGUGUCAAACAAGGUAUGGACCUUGUAAAACAACAUCAAUCCAAUGAUAUUUUAGAGUAGCUGUUGGGAAAAUGCCAUCAUAUUAAUAAUUAAUCUUUGGGACAAGUCCCCUUACUGUAAUUUUCUUUUUUUGCGGCUAUUGUAACAUGAUGUCAUGAUUUCAGAUACAAAUUUAUCUAAAUGGAAUAAUGAAAAUUUUAAACAAUUAACGUUUGGAAAUUGGCCAGGCCAAAACAUAGUAUUUGGAAUGCAACUUCAGUUUGCUUUAAGUUGAUGAUGUAGUUAGAAUUGAGGGGUAAGCUUUCCCCCAUUGGUUGUAAUAUUCACAGCAUUCCAUGUAGAUUUUAAGUGCAUUUAUUUAUAUUUUAUGUAAUGGGGUUACCGAUAUAUAAAAAUUUGUGGAUUAUGCAUGGUUUCAAGUUCCAACUUCUGCUAGUUGGCAUGCGCCACAUUCUGCAAGUAUCAGCAUGACAGCUGUUAUUUUGUAAUAUUUUUAGUAUUUUUUUCAAAAUUCUUUUGUCUCGAAAUAUGGCACUUGCGCCGGCAUGCCUGGUGUCACCAGCAGCUGAAUCCUUGUUAUCCCGCAUUUGUCAAUAUUUGGAUGACAUCGGUCAACAUUAGGUUGUCCCGGAUGAGUUUAUUUAGUAGUAAUGAUUUUGCAUGAUCCAUGCAGCCAUGCUCCUUUGUAGAAAAGCAGCAUAAGUAUAUCCAACUUCGUAAUGAUGUGUUGCGUAUUUAUUUCCUCCUUUAGAAACACCUUUGUGAAUUCAUUGCUUUUUGAUAGGAUUAAAUGCCAAAUGAUGAAUAUCAUGGAGUUUGAAAGACCUUUGUUUUGUGAUUUAGGCUUUAAUUUGAUAGUGGAACUGCAGUCAUGAGAUAAGAGAUGCAAUAAUUCAUCCCAUUGAUUGUUGGUGCUAUGUUGAAUCAUAUGCUUUAAUUAUCAUUGAUUUGAAGAUUUAUAGGUUGGAAAAAUAGAGUUACAGAGAAUUUGUAGAUCCUUGUGUAACAUUCUUUUUGUUGCUUUGAUUUGAAAAUCUGGGAGAACAGAAUUGCUGUAAUUGCUAAUGAGAAUGUAUAUGCUGAACCUUCUCUUGUGUGUU